This is a messenger RNA of Drosophila biarmipes, 1133 nucleotides long. RefSeq names its product 28S ribosomal protein S35, mitochondrial (gene mRpS35). Gene Ontology annotation, molecular function: structural constituent of ribosome. NCBI's taxonomy places the organism in Eukaryota, Metazoa, Arthropoda, Insecta, Diptera, Drosophilidae. The record is from RefSeq and is a predicted model, not a curated record. The transcript is spliced from 2 exons. Gene Ontology annotation, cellular component: mitochondrial small ribosomal subunit. Bases 108 to 1091 code for a protein of 327 amino acids. Gene Ontology annotation, biological process: mitochondrial translation.
CGGGGCGAAUGCCAGUUAGUUGGCGCAUGGUUUACGUAAAAGCCGCACAAAUUGCUUGGUUUUUUAAUAAAAAAUACAUUUCUAAGUAGAAAUUAAAGUGCAAAACCAUGUCUGCCGGCUUGACUCGCUUGUGGGAGCGCCUGCCGCUCAAAAAACAGGCGGCCCAGAGCAGUAUCCGAGUUUUUUCCAACCAGGAGCAGCAGCAGCCAGAAGUGGAAGACGAUGAAGAAUUCCGGGUGCUGAGUCUGCGGACAAUGAAGCAGCAGUUCCAGCGGCGCCAGCAGGUGCGCAGGGAUCCCAUCACACCUCCUCGUACCGGUCGCAUGGCGGUGGAUCAGGAUUGGUCGGCCGUUUGGCCAGGACCACGCUCCUUCCACCCGGCCAGUGUGCCUCUGCCACUUCGCCAGGGAUUCACCGAGCGAGGAGCAGCCGCCCCGUCGAAAUACGCCAACGCCGAGCUGAUGAAGAUACCCAACUUUUUGCACUUGACGCCACCGGCCAUCCGGCAACAGUGCGAGGCCAUCAAGAAAUUCUGCACGCCGUGGCCAAAGGGUCUGGAGACGGAGGCCAAGUGGCAGCGCCACUUCCCCGUGGAGGUCACCACCACGGACUUUUGUCACAGCUUGCCCACGAUCAGAAAUCCGGAGGCCAGACGAGUCACCAUUUCCCUGAAGCUAUCUGAUCUAAAGUUCGAUGCGCAUGCCCGGGAUAAGUUCCUGCGCCUGGUGGGCGAUCGUUACAACAAGGAUACGGACAUCCUCACCUUCGUCACGGAUCGGUGUCCGCAAAAGAAGCAGAACUACGACUACGCCCUGUAUUUACUGACGGCUUGUUACCACGAAUCCUUUGUGACCGAGCCCUGGGAGGCAACCAAGUCGGAGGCCGACAUGGAGGUCUAUCUGUUCGAGAGGAACCGGUCCAAGCUCUCCGCCGAGGCAAUCCUCAACUGGAACGCCAAAGAGGGUGCUCCCAAGGUGGCUCCGAGUAAAUCAUAUGCCAAUUGUGUGGAGCAACUGAUCAACGAGGGGGAAAACGAGUACAACUUGGGCAAAUACAAGGAGGAGGUCAAGAAAAUGUUGAACAUUGCCUAGAGAAGAGUUGUUGAAAGCAAUAAAGCGAGAUGUUAUAGAUGG